AUGGCUGAACCUGAGGAACUAGAGGAGGAUCUCUUCGCAGAUCUCUAUGAUGCCGACGAGUCGACGAACCGCACAACCUCUGCUGUAGAGGCCCCGAAACCCGCCGUUCCAGUGCCUUCAGCAAUCCCUGCGCAGCCCAUAGAGGAGCCCUCUGUCCCAAGCUAUGAUCCCACCCCUGUGGAGGCAUACCCGAUACAAGCUGCCCCCCAGCAAGACUCUCUUUCUGGCUUCCAGAAUGGUGCUGAGGGUAUCUCCAACGUCCCUGCGGGGGCUCCCCACGCUGAUAAUGAGUCGCACGGGACGGGAAUUAAAGAAGAUGGGUAA
Messenger RNA from Penicillium macrosclerotiorum, 324 nucleotides. Its product is annotated as RNA-binding protein. NCBI's taxonomy places the organism in Eukaryota, Fungi, Ascomycota, Eurotiomycetes, Eurotiales, Aspergillaceae. The record is from RefSeq and is a predicted model, not a curated record. The transcript is spliced from 2 exons. The coding region runs from base 1 to 324 and encodes 107 amino acids.